AUGUCUCGAAACGACAAGCGACCUCCAGCUCAAUCGAACAGGACCGCAAAAGUGGCCGGUACAGGAGGCAGUCAAAAGAUGUCAAAGAGCGUGAAAGCAGCCCUCAGUUUCGCCGAUGACCCUUGCCCUUUUUAUGGAUUGAACACUCAAGGGCAAAGUUAG
This is a messenger RNA of Paraglomus occultum, 162 nucleotides long. NCBI's taxonomy places the organism in Eukaryota, Fungi, Glomeromycota, Glomeromycetes, Paraglomerales, Paraglomeraceae. The record is from the annotation of a GenBank genome assembly.